CCUCCCCCUGCGUCCAGCCCUCCGGCUGUGGCGAGCUGCGCUUCCCAUUGCUCCGGACCCCGGUCCGGGGAGGGAGAGAGCGAGAGGGAGGGGAAGAGGCACAGCGCUGGGCAGCCAGGGGAAGGGGCGCGCCAUCGGCAAGCCGAUGUCUGGGCGGCGCCGUCACUGUGUUGUCUGCGGGCUUUGGUCAGAGAUGCAGUGCCUCUGUCCGCCCGGCUUGACAGAUGGAUUGUCCGCGGUGGGUGACAGACGCACUUCCGCUGCCUGUCGGUUGAUGCACCGGGCGACUCCUCCCGCAGCUGGCCGGCUCCCUCCUUCCCGUUUCCAGUCCUCUCCGCUUGCCGAUCACCUGCCGCAGCUCAUCCUUGCUGCUGUUGAAACCUAAAAGGGCAGAUUUCUUGCGGUCAAUAGAAUGCAUUCGCCUUAAUUUGAAGCAAAGGACAACGAGUGUCCGAGGCGGGACCCGCUUUACCAUUGGGGGAGCAGAUCUACAAGGAAGCCAUUGAACAUUGCCGUAACUACAAUGCCCGAUUGUGUGCAGAGCGCAGUGUUCGUCUCCCGUUCCUGGACUCGCAGACUGGUGUUGCUCAAAACAACUGCUACAUCUGGAUGGAGAAGAGGCACAGGGGCUCAGGCUUAGCUCCUGGCCAGUUGUACACUUAUCCUGCUCGCUGCUGGCGUAAGAAGAGGCGUCGCCAUCCUCCUGAAGACCCCAGGCUGAGACUGUGUGAGAUAAAGCUCGAAGGAGAGAUCACCCUAAAAAGAGAUGGCGUGUCAGCUGAAGGAACCACUUUGGAAGCCCUGCUACGUGGGGAGGCACUGGAGAAAAGAAAUGAUUCUAAAGAAGAUGAAACUCUCAACGAAAUUCAGAGGGUUUUAAGCAAUGAGGAGAAUGUGGAAGACCUGGAGGAGGAGGACGUGGAAGAUGAAGUGCCAAAACGCAAAAAUAAACCCCGAGGACGGACACGUGGUGUAGGAGGGAAAAGAAAAACAGACUCCUCUUCCCAGGAAGAUCACGAUAAGCCAUAUGUCUGUGACAAUAGUUUCAAACAAAAGCAUAACUCAAAAACAUCUGACAAAGUCUGUGGCAAGCGAUACAAGAAUCGCCCUGGGCUUAGCUAUCACUAUGCUCAUACGCAUUUAGCUGACGAGGAAGGAGACGACGACCAAGAUUCGGAGCCUUGUUCACCAUCUGUCCUGAAAAGUGACGGGCAUAAAUGGGGCAACGUGUCUGUGCGGAAUAGAACCAGGGGCAAGAAUAGAGCCAUGGAGGAUACCCGAGCUCGGAAAGGCCCAGAUGGGGUGAUCAUGUCCAACAACUACUGCGACUUCUGUCUGGGCGGGUCGAACAUGAACAAGAAGACGGGCAGGGCUGAGGAGCUGGUCUCGUGCUCUGACUGUGGACGCUCCGGUCACCCCACCUGUUUGCAGUUCACAGUAAAUAUGACUGCAGCUGUGAAAACCUAUCACUGGCAAUGUAUUGAGUGCAAAUCCUGUAGCCUGUGCGGAACAUCUGAGAAUGACGACCAGUUGUUGUUUUGUGAUGACUGUGACCGGGGUUACCAUAUGUACUGUUUAAACCCACCAAUGAUGCACCCUCCUGAAGGAAGCUGGAGUUGCCACUUGUGCCUGGAGCAACUGAAGGAAAAGGCUUCUGCUUGUGUCAGCAAACCCUAGUUCAGUGUCUUCAAGUUUUAUAUUUUUUUAAAUCAGUUUAAUGUAGAUGCCCGUGGUCAGUAUUUGCACAUUCAGGCUAAAAUAUGAACCUUUUACAAAGUGUGAAGAUAAAGCAAAGUAUUACUACGUUUAGCCUGUAGUUCAGUAUCGCAGUCAUCCCAAGUUUGAUCAUUGUCACCUCCCUGUGUAUGACAGUGUUGUAGCAGUGUCAUUAGAAUCCUCACUGUUGGAGUUGGCUGUAGUUGACAGUUCAAUUGCCUUUAACCACUCAGUUCACUUUGCAAAAUUACACAAAGAUUCCCGUCAUUAAUAACUGAAAUUGCCUUUAAAUUUCCUAAUUAGUUACUGAAAUAUCCUGAGUUCCUAUUUACCCGAAGGUUGUGCAUUUACCAGAUUUGAUGAAAAAAAACAGUCAACUAAAUGUUAACAACAGGAAUUCUGCAGAUGCUGGAAAUUCAAGCAACAGACAUCAAAGUUGCUGGUGAACGCAGCAGGCUAGGCAGCAUCUCUAGGAAGAGGUACAGGCAACUUUGAUGUGUGAAACUAAAUGUUAGCUUGUUUGAAAUUAUAAUGUCCAAUUAAACAAAAGAAUAAUAGAUAACUCGUGGGAGAGUGGGGCUGGGGUAAUAUUUCCAAUCAGAGCACUGCUAGUCCCAUUCCGUAGCUCUGUGAAACACUCGAGCCUCAGCUAACGUGGCUGUACGGAAUGUAGUCAGAGUCUGAACAGUCAGUCGUCAAUCCUGAUCUUAAUGUUGUACACUACAGAAACGGCCAGUGUUAACUUCAAACUUGAAAGCUUUACAUUCAACAGCAUUAUUGGUUUUUUACAUGCCUUCAUGACCAACCUAAACAAGUUGGCAAGACUUUUUUUAGUCAGCUGUCUGUCAGUUUGUAUUUUCCAUUUAGACACUGCUGUAGAGAAUAGUUGCUUCAGAGAAGGUCUAACACAAAACACCCGCUCGGCUCUGUUCUCGUACUUCACUGUCGCAUUCCAACAUCACUUCACUCCGUUCCAAAAUAAGAUGCCAGUAUAUUCUAUGAUAAGGUGAAAGAUAAUUCCAUUAUAUUAGACUUUGGUGAGAGUAUCAAUGUUUUUGUGGUUAAUACGUGGUGUUAAUAAUCAAGAAUAUUAGCAUAUCUGUAUCAGUAUUUUAUAGAAAUCAUCAGAUCUAAUACCAGUGUAGAAAUUGUGUGUGCUUGUCUGUUUACAGUUCAGAUGCUCGAGGUAGUCUAUAAGUGUACUUUCUUGUCACUGUAACUAAGGAACUGGGAAUUAUUGUGGUAUGUUGAUGCUGCACUGUCAGAGAUGUGCUAUCUUUUGAGUGAAAUGUUACACCAAACCCGUCGGCCUAUUUGGGUAAAGACCCUGUGACACUAUUUUGAGUAAGAAGGUGGGUUAACCUGGUUGACAUCAAGCCUUUCACCAAUCUCACUAAACAUCUAUUACUUUUAUAUAUUACUCUGCAGAUUUCAAAGUUACAACUGUGGCUUCCAGUAGUUCACAAGCCAGGGGCACUGAGAUUGUGAAUGACACUACAGAGAAAAAAAACAGACUGGGUUUUGUUUUUAAUUUAUUUCUGAAUAUGCCCCACGAGAGCUCGUGGUAUUUUGGAGUUAGCCCAACAAUUAGGCUUCAUGGUUCUCCCCAGCCAGCCACAGGCCUCUUCUUGUGUUGACAAAGUUAAAUAUCAAUGCACACCUGUUACCGGGGUGUGUUCAUUCAGGAACAUCCCCAUUGCCUUUUGUCUUUAAUAGGAAGUCCCAAUGAGAAUUCACAUUGUCUUAUUUUGCAGGUAAGGGGAGGUUUUGUUUAACUGCUUGAUGCAUUUCCUUCCCUGUAUUCGUGCAUCCAAGCUGCCAUUCCCAACACUAACCCCCUUUCUUUGCAGUCUAAUCUCCAAAGGGCCCACUUCCUUUGUCUGCAUGCAGUGGGUCCCAGUCCAGUGACCUUCAGGCAGGAUAUGAAGCCACAGAAAGAAUCACAGCCAAGCUCACUACGUCCACUUUACCUUUUGAAUAGAAGGAAAUGAGCUGUCUGAACAAAUCAACGACACCAGCGUUAUCUCUUUAUGUAUUUAUUGAGAUACAGUGCAGAAUAGGCUCUUUCGUUACUUCGAGCCGUGCUGCCCAGUGAUGCCCCUGUUUUAAUCCUAGCCUAAUCACAGGACAAUUUACAAGGUCCAAUUAACCAGUGACAGUGGGAAGAAUUUGGAGCACCCAGAGGAAAAUGUACAAACUCCUUACAGGCAGUGGCAAGAAAUGAACCCGGGUCACUGGUACUGUAAAUCGUUGUGCUAACCACUACGCUACAAUGUCCUGAUGUUUUUCAUGCAGCUUUGGAGACCUGGUCACAGGUCAUUUAUUCAUCAGUAAUCAUUGUCAUUACAGCUCUUCUAGGGAUUAAUAACUGGGCAAAAUUGACAGUGUAACUUACUCAGUAUCCAUUUACAGAUUCAAUGUGUACAGUAAUUGGGAUCAUUUCACAGGUCCUAUGAUGGUCAAAGUUGAGUUUAUUGUCACGUGCACAAGUGCAUCUGAGCAAUAGACGUACCUGUAUGGCAUCACAGGUACGUAACGUCAGACAAAGUCAUAUAAUACAGGGUAAUGUCCCGACGAGCUUUACAAGUGAAAUUAAAGGCAGACCUACAGGAUCAAUGCCUCAAAGAAAGUGGCUGGACAUGCUGACCUUCUGCCUGAGCUACCGGUGUGUAGACCCCUAACACUGUCUCCUCUGCAGGCAAUGUUCAACUGCACUGACCGUAAGCAGCUUAACUGGCUGAAACAACCACUGGUUGUCAGUCGAUGGACCCAGCAUCAUUCUGUUCCAUUCAAUUUCCUUGUUUACUUCGCAAUAUAGUGCAGAGUACAGUGCCCAACAACCCCACAGCCCUGAUUAGCCCUAACCUAAUCACAGGACAAUUUACAAUGACCAGUUGACCUACCCGGUGGGAGCAGACGAGCGCCCGGGGAAAACCCACACGUUCCACAGGGCGCUGGAGUUGAACUCUGAACUCAGGAGCGGCCAGAGCUGUAACAGCAUCGUGCUGACCAUUAUCCUUACCCGGUGCUCGGCUUAUCCCACCUGGAACAUACAAGUGUGAAACUUCUCUCUGCUUAUCAGGUCUGCUGCGUUCCCUGGGUCCCUCCUGCCUGCUGCCCCCUUGUAAGUGUAUCUUGGUUGGAGCUGUUAUACGUGGUAAACCGAUUUCUGAAUCUCCAUUACCCAGCAAGUUAGCUUAGUGAGCAGGAAUUUAAAAUAGACUGCCUUUGGAGUGAUUGGGUUCUCGGUGUACUCGAAUGAUUAUCAUACGUUUAUCGUGUGGCCAGAUCAUCACAUGCUCCCCACUGCCCCCUCCCCAUACACUGCUGGGGUGCCAGAGAAGUUGGUAGUUCAUUUCACGCUGGGAGGUGAGAGAGUCACUGCAGUACCACAGCUGAAAGGAGUUCUUCCUGCUUUAGAUGGAAGGAUGGUUGGUAUAUGGCAGGUGGUUAUAGAUUCACCUCUGCUGUGGAGUAGAGCAAACUUUCAGCUCGAAAUUGUAUCACAUAGGCUCUGCUUACCACUUUCUAUAGUACUGAAUAUGCUACUUAUCCAGCUAUGUAAUGGUAAAAGAAAACUUGUGUCUUAUACUCAACGGACAGAACAAUACUGUUAAACUGCACCUUGUAGAAUUUAACUGCUCCUCCUGCAAAAUUCUGCCUUUGGCAAAAACAAUACAAACAAGAGUGAAAGGUUCAGGGAGUGUUUGUGGAAUCGUAUUCAGUCCAUUAGUUAUAUUUACUUAAAGAUAUUUGUAGAGUCACUUGUUCGAUAAUCAAUAGGUUUUGCAACACUUAGGCCAAUUUUUUGAGAGUUUGCUUUAGUUUUCUGGGGAGGGAAAGGAAAGAGAGAAGAAAGGACUGAUUUAGAAUGAUCCAUUACGUAAUUAAUCAAAGAAGUUUUGUGAAUCACAAGGAAAUAUGAGAUACUAACCCUGAAUGGCUGAGGAAUACACGUAUUCUGAUCGGAUGGUGUUCUGAGAGGCAAAAGAUGAGAUGGAAUUUCCUAGUUUCUUGGGAGUUAAGUUUUGAAGUGUGGAAGUCUAAAUUUCUCUGGGGGGGUGUAGGGUGGAGGGUGUAAGUUUUUAAGGUGAGUGAGCAGGCAUGCAGACUGGGGGGGCUGACAUCUCCCACCUCCUGUGCAGGUUACAAACAUGGCAGCCUGCCUUUACACGGGGUCAGAACCAGCAGUUUGAAAGGGAGGAUAACUGCCACUGAUCUUGUGCUACAUAGUUGCCACUUUCAAUUUAUUCUUGUCCAAGCUGCAACUCUCUCCCUUGGAAUGAGGUUUGUAAACUUUUACCAUCACCCUAGUCACCAGUUCCCACUGAGGACCGGACUGCGCAGACAGUGGUAAUCACUCCUCUGACCACGUUGGGCAGUAUCAGAUGUCCAGUACAACUGAAAGGCUUCCUGAGUACUCCAGGAGCAGACACAGACACAGAGGCUUCCUGAGUACACCAGGGGCAGACACAGACACAGAGGCUUCCUGAGUACACCAGGACCAGACACAGACACAGAGGCUUCCUGAGUACACCAGGGGCAGACACAGAGGCUUCCUGAGUACACCAGGGGCAGACACAGAGGCUU
Messenger RNA from Mobula hypostoma (lesser devil ray), 6306 nucleotides. RefSeq names its product double PHD fingers 3 (gene dpf3). Gene Ontology annotation, cellular component: nucleus; MLL3/4 complex. The coding region runs from base 610 to 1677 and encodes 355 amino acids. Gene Ontology annotation, biological process: positive regulation of transcription by RNA polymerase II. Gene Ontology annotation, molecular function: histone H3K4 methyltransferase activity; transcription coactivator activity; histone binding. NCBI's taxonomy places the organism in Eukaryota, Metazoa, Chordata, Chondrichthyes, Myliobatiformes, Myliobatidae. The transcript has 13 exons. The record is from RefSeq and is a predicted model, not a curated record.